Molecule: messenger RNA, 1290 nt
Organism: Peronospora matthiolae
Lineage: Eukaryota; Oomycota; Peronosporomycetes; Peronosporales; Peronosporaceae
Source: the annotation of a GenBank genome assembly
AUGGAAUCAAGCGACUCCGGCAAGUGGAAAGAAGCGUGUGACUCGGAGUUCGAUUCGCUUCAGAGAAACGACACGUGGGAAAUCGUGCCUCUUCCGAAAGGUCGCAAGGCCAUCGGGUGCCGAUGGGUUUUUCGUGUAAAGGAGAAUCAAGAUGGCGAAGUUGAACGUUUCAAGGCAAGACUUGUGGCCAAAGGAUUCUCACAGAAAUUCAGAGUUGACUAUGAAGAAACUUUCGCACCGGUGGCCAAGUUCACAUCGAUUCGUGUGGUGCUCAGUAUGGCGGCCAACUACGGCCUAAUGCUACAUCAGAUGGACGUCAAGACAGCGUUUCUUAACGGCUCCCUCAACGAAGACAUCUACAUGGACCAGCCGGACGGAUACCUGGAUGCAACACAGCCGGACUAUGUGUGCAAACUAAAGAGAUCACUCUACGGCUUGAAGCAAUCGCCUCGCAUGUGGAACCAAACAAUCGAUGGGUUCAUGAUCAAGAUGGGAUUCAAGAAGUGCGAAUCGGACCACUGCAUCUACAUCAAGCGAGACGACCAAGACAUGAUUCUCGUGGUGCUCUACGUCGAUGAUCUCAUCCUGGCCAGCAGCAACAACGAACUCCUCAAGUCAACCAAGAUGGCGCUGAGCAAACGCUUCGAAAUGACGGAUCUCGGUGAGCUCGAUUACUUUCUCGGCAUGGAGAUCAAGAACGACCGUAAGACGGGAAUGGUGACUGUACAACAAACCAAGUUUCUCAAGUCCGUUUUGACCAAGUUCGGAAUGGAUAACAGCAAGCCAGUGAAGACGCCUCAAGAUCCCGGCCUGAAGCUAACCAAGAACAUGUGUGAACAAGAAUGCAAGCACGAAGACACCAUGUGCAACGUGCCAUAUCGAAGUGCUGUCGGAGGCAUCAUGUAUCUCAUGGUCGCCACACGUCCGGAUCUAGCUGCUGCAGUGGGAUCAUUAUCCCAGUUCUCGUCCGACCCAUGCCCGACUCACUGGCAAGCUUUGAAGCGUGUGCUGAGAUACCUGCAAGCAACGCCCAAUCAUGGUCUUGAGUUUACACGUGAAGAAGGAAGCCGUAUCUGCGGGUACACCGACGCAGACUGGGCCGGCGACAUUGAGUCAAGACGAAGUACAAGCGGCUAUGUGUUCAUGAUGAGCGGAGGAUGCAUCAGCUGGAAAAGCCAGAAACAACGGACGGUCGCGCUAUCUUCAACAGAAGCAGAAUACAUGGCGCUUUCCGAAGCAACCAAAGAAGCAGUAUGGCUCAAAGUGCUUUUGGGGAACUUGGUGAGAUGA